AUGUUCUCCAAGUCUGUUCUCAUCGCCCUGGUGCCCUUUGCAGUGGCUGGUCCCAUUGCUCCUCGACAGGGUCUUGGUUCUGGCCUCGGUUCUGGCCUUGGCUCUGGUAUUCCCAGCUUUGGACUUCCCAGCUCUGGCGGCGACUCUACUGGUGGGCUCCCCAGCAUUCCCAGCAUCCCAAGCCUAGGCUCUGGAGGUUCAACUGGAGGACUUCCCAGUAUUCCAGGCCUAGGCUCUGGUGGUUCAUCUGGAGGUAUUCCUAGCAUUCCAGGUCUGCCCAGCUCUGGAGGCUCAACCGGUGGUCUUCCCAGUCUCCCUAUCGGAGGUGGUGGCUCAAGCUUCCUCCCAGGAGGCUCUACUGGUGGAGACACCACAGGAGACACUUCUGGAGAUACCUCCGGCAGCGCUUCAACCAGCGCUCCCGCUUCUCAACCCACGGGCUCUAGCGAGAUUCCCCGUGCUGAGGGUGGUUCAUCCACCUCUCCCUUCGGCAGCUUCCUUGGAUCUGCCGGUGGCAGCAGCGGCGGCUUCGGUGGUUCCACUCAGAACGGCCUCAGCGGCGACUGCAAGGACGUAACGGUUAUCUUUGCCCGCGGUACCACUGAGAUGGGCAACGUCGGCACUGCCGCCGGACCUCCUUUCUUCCAGGCUCUUGCUCAGCAGCUCGGAAGCGAUAAGCUCGCUGUCCAGGGUGUUGAGUAUGCCGCCAGUGUCGGUGGCAUUAUGCAAAUGGGAGACCAGGCUGGUUCCCAGAAGAUGGCGAGUCUUGUUAAGGAGGCUUAUCAGAAGUGCCCCAAGACCAAGGUCGUCAUGUCUGGAUACUCACAGGGUGCUAUGCUGGUUCACAACGCAGCCAAGUCUCUCCCCGCCGAUACCACCAGCAAGAUUGCUGCUGUUGUCAACUUUGGUGAUCCUUUCCAGCGACAGGCUAUCCAGGGUGUUCCCUCUGACCGCGUCAAGAUUAUCUGCCAUGCUGGGGACGGUGUCUGUGCUGGUACUGCUGCUAUUACCCCUGACCACUUGACAUACAGCCAGGAUGCCAACACUGCUGCUCAGUUUGUUGUUAGCAAGGUCAAAUAA
Messenger RNA from Fusarium proliferatum ET1, 1080 nucleotides. RefSeq lists its product as uncharacterized. Gene Ontology annotation, biological process: carbohydrate catabolic process. Gene Ontology annotation, molecular function: cutinase activity. Gene Ontology annotation, cellular component: extracellular region. The record is from RefSeq and is a predicted model, not a curated record. Bases 1 to 1080 code for a protein of 359 amino acids. NCBI's taxonomy places the organism in Eukaryota, Fungi, Ascomycota, Sordariomycetes, Hypocreales, Nectriaceae. The transcript is spliced from 3 exons.